UCUCCAUUCUCGUCCGUAUUAUGUAUCCAUAAAUGUAUGCGUGAUCUGUAAUUGGUUCGAGAGUGGGGCACCAGCCACAUAAAGUCUAUCCCUCCAUUGAGACUUGUGUUUAUAGUGUGUGAACGCAGAGAGGCCGGCAGCAACAAUCUCUACAAAGAUGCAGUCCUUGGCUUGGUUCUUGGUAUUGGCGGGAUGCCUCGCUUUUACUCAAGCUCAUACAUAUCAUAUGGGUGCCUGUCCCAUCGUGGAACCUAUGCAGGGUUUUCAGAUGAACAGAUUCCUAGGCCUGUGGUAUGUCAUCCAAAAAACGUCGACAGGUAGCAAGUGUAUCACUUAUAACUAUACACGAGGAGAAGAACCGGGCGAGUACGUGAUAACGCAAGAUUCCGAUCAUCUGAUCCUAGGUCUUACACCAUUAAAGCAUGAAUAUCACUAUACUGGUGAGCUGACUGUACCGGAACCCAGUACACCAGGACGUAUGGAAGUCCGUUUUCCUCUUAAUGUAGCUGGAAGCGCUUCCCACGUGGUGUUCAUGACCGACUACGACACUUACGCCGGCAUAUUCACGUGCCAGAAGUUGGCGUUCGCCCAUCGACAGAGCGCCACGAUCCUCUCGAGGACUCGGAUGCUGGAUCAGCCGCAGGUGGAAAAGAUACGCCAGCGACUGAGCCAGUUUGGCGUUGAUCCGUUUGAUCUGAGCAUCAUCUCGCAAUCCGGCUGUCCACAUGGUAACAAUACUGUGGAUAUCAAUAUCGACCCCAACACUUUCACCUCCGAAAACUUGGGCAACGUGGUGCGCAAAGCGGGGGAGAAGAUCGGUGACGGUGUCCAGUGGGUCUCCCAAACCGGAAGCCAGGUUUAUCACAAGUUGACCGGAACGGAAGAGGAUCACGCAACUUCGUCGACAACAGAGCGGAACGGCCGCGUAACGACCAACAUCAGGAACGAUGGAAGAUUGGAGACCAAUGACGUAGAGUGGAUUCCCUAAAAAUUUUACAAUCCGUUAUUUUUUAUUGCGCGUUAAUCACGACCUUUAUAUGAUUAAACGUCCAUAUAUUACUCAUUCUAUAGAUCUAUCGAGAUUUUCUUUCUGACGUUUAUUUGACUUUCUAUUAUUUUAUUUAGAAAUACAGAUUUCAAAUAAAAAUAAAAUUAUAUGAUAAAAAAAGGUAUCCAUACGGCACUAAUUGACUCGAUUAAUAUAUGAUAUGUGAUUAUGCAUCAUACAUCAUGAAUACACAUGUUUUGAAUGUUGUUUAAUUGGUAUUUAAUAAAACUAAAGAAAGCACAAUGUACAUGUA
This is a messenger RNA of Formica exsecta, 1301 nucleotides long. RefSeq names its product apolipoprotein D-like. Gene Ontology annotation, molecular function: pigment binding. The record is from RefSeq and is a predicted model, not a curated record. Lineage: Eukaryota; Metazoa; Arthropoda; Insecta; Hymenoptera; Formicidae. The transcript is spliced from 5 exons. Bases 158 to 988 code for a protein of 276 amino acids.